Messenger RNA from Blumeria graminis f. sp. triticale, 1572 nucleotides. The record is from the annotation of a GenBank genome assembly. NCBI's taxonomy places the organism in Eukaryota, Fungi, Ascomycota, Leotiomycetes, Helotiales, Erysiphaceae.
AUGUAUUAUUUUUCUCUUCUAGCUGCAGCGACAUUUAUAGUUCUUUCCGUACAAACAUGUGCAAGCCCUCAUUUUUAUCCUAGCCAGAGACAAGACGGAACAGACAAAAAUCAGGCAAGAGCAAACGCCGUCAAGGAAGCUUUUUCACACGCAUGGGACGGAUACUACCAAUAUGCUGCUCCAAACGAUGAGCUGCAUCCAGUCACCAAUAAUUUCAGCAAUUCACGGAACGGAUGGGCUGCUAGUGCCGUGGACGCUUUGAGUACUGCAAUUCUUAUGCAAGAAUCGGAAGUAGUCGAUCAAAUUUUAUCACUCGUUCCAACUAUUGAUUUUGACCAUACGGACACUGAUGUCUCUCUCUUUGAGACUACCAUAAGGUAUUUGGGUGGUUUACUGUCGGGAUAUGAUCUCUUGUCUGGACCCCUGUCAAAUCUUGCAUCUAAUAAGACUGCAGUCGACCAAGUAUUAAAACAAGCGAUUCGUCUUGCUGACAACCUUGCCUACGCGUUUGAUACGCCCACAGGAAUUCCAAGUAAUAAUCUAAUAUUUGCUAAUAAAUCUACCGAUGGAUCGACAAACAACGGCUUAGCUACAGCCGGCACUCUUGUUCUUGAAUGGACACAUCUAUCUGAUUUGACUGGAAACCAAACCUACGCAGAACUAUCCCAAAAAGGAGAGUCUUAUCUUCUUAAUCCUAAACCUGCAACAUCAGAGCCAUGGCCUGGUCUAGUAGGCUACAGCAUUAACAUCCAGACUGGCCUCUUUGAGGAUGCCAGUGGCGGUUGGUCGGGAGGAACUGACAGUUUCUACGAGUAUCUCAUCAAGAUGUAUGCUUAUGAUCCAUCUAGAUUUGAAACCUACAAGGACCGUUGGGUUCUUGCUGCCGACUCAUCCAUUGCUCAUCUCGCUAGUCAUCCAUCUAGCAGACCCGAUCUCACCUUUAUGGCAGAGUAUAUGGGCACCAAUUUACUUUUUGAAUCACAGCACCUUACAUGCUUCGAUGGUGGCUCAUUUAUCCUCGGGGGUUUAAUCUUGAAGGAACAAAAAUACGUUGACUUCGGUCUUGAGCUUACCAAUGGAUGUCAUAAUACCUACACAAGCACUCAAACCGGAAUAGGACCUGAGAUAUUUCGCUGGAUCACAAAUGACACUGCAGUCAAUGAAACGGCAAACCCGCUGCCCCCUCCAAGCCAAAAGGAGUUUUACGAUAAGAAUGGCUUUUACAUCACGAAUAGCUACUAUGCUCUUCGCCCUGAAGUAAUUGAGAGUUAUUAUUAUUCUUAUCGUGCGACCAAGGAUGAAAAAUAUCGCGAAUGGGCUUGGGACGCAUUUGUAGCAAUAAAUUCCACUUGUCGGACUGGAUCUGGUUUUGCAGAACUAAAGGACGUAAAUGCUAAGGAUGGUGGUGGGUAUGGCGAUUUUCAAGAUAGUUUCUGGUUUGCCGAAGUUCUCAAGUAUAGCUAUCUUAUUUUUGCGCCCGAUGAUGAGUGGCAGGUUGAGCAUGAGGGUGUGAACCAUUGGGUAUUUAAUACGGAAGCCCACCCAAUACCAGUAGCCGGGAAACCUGUUUAG